GACAGGGUUCUGAUGCAAAGGCUCGAGGACUAAAGCUGAAAUUUGGCAGCUUUUGAUCCCCCUUGUUUCUCAACUAUAUGGUUUUCUUCCUUGAACAUUUUAUUAAGCAUUAUCGAAAAUGGACUCGCGCCCUCUUGUCAGCACGGGCAUCCCUACACCGGACCCGACUCCUGCCGCUGUGACCGGAGCCCUGGAGACACGCGCGCCCUGGAACAUCAGCGCUGUAAGUGUGCACCGACUGAUGGAGCUGCCGCCUGAAACCACCUCCGUUUCCAUGGUGACCAGACAUGUCUUCCCCACGGUGGAUGUUCCUGACCACGCUCACUACACCAUUGGUUCAGUCAUCCUGGCGGUGGGCAUCACAGGCAUGCUGGGAAACUUCCUGGUCAUGUAUGCCUUCUGCAGGAGCAAGAGUCUGCGUACUCCUGCCAACAUGUUCAUCAUCAACCUGGCAGUGACGGACUUCCUCAUGUGUGUGACCCAGACACCUAUCUUCUUUACCACCAGUAUGCACAAAAGAUGGAUCUUUGGGGAGAAAGGCUGUGAGUUGUAUGCGUUCUGCGGUGCCUUGUUUGGGAUCUGCAGUAUGAUCACGCUGAUGGUGAUUGCUGUGGACCGGUACGUGGUGAUCACCCGGCCGCUGGCCUCCAUGGGGGUCAUGUCUCGCCGCAGGGCUCUCAUCAUCCUGGCUGCUGCCUGGCUCUACUCCACCGGCUGGAGCCUGCCUCCCUUCUUUGGUUGGAGUGCGUAUGUUCCAGAGGGCUUGCUGACCUCCUGUUCUUGGGAUUACAUGACCUUCACCCCCCUGGUGCGCUCCUACACCAUGCUGCUGUUCACCUUCGUCUUCUUCAUCCCCCUCUUCAUCAUCAUCCUCUGCUACUGCUGCAUCUUCAGGGCCAUCCGACGCACCACCAAAGCGGUUGGGAAGAUUAAUGGGUUGAACAGUCGGGACUCGGUGAAGAGGAUCAACAAGAUGAACAGUGAGUGGAAGAUGGCUCGCAUCGCCCUCAUUGUCAUCCUGCUCUACGUCAUCUCCUGGGCUCCCUACUCCUGUGUGGCUCUCACUGCGUUCUCUGGGUACGCUGACAUGCUGACUCCGUACAUGAACUCUGUUCCUGCUGUGAUAGCCAAAGCCUCAGCUAUUCACAACCCCAUCAUCUACGCAAUCACACACCCUAAAUACAGGGCAGCCAUCAGUAGGUAUGUCCCCUACCUGGGGGUGUUGCUGUGUGUUCCUAGGAGGGACCGCUUCAGCAGCAGCAGCAGCUUCCAGUCCACCCGACAAUCAACCAUCACCAGCCAAUCGUCAGAGUACUACCGCCCCCCCAAGCCUCGCCUUUCCUCGCAGUCCGACAGUGAAACAGGUGUAACAGACACAGAGGCAGACCUUUCCGCUCGGACAGAAGUUCAUCAAAUGUCCAGUGAUGUCACCCAGGCCCGCCCCUCCAAGUCCCAGAACUUGAGGUUAAAAGGUCAUGAUUCCGGGGUCUUCCAGAGAGCUGCCUCCCAGGAGCCUUCCGACCCCUCUAUCUGUCACCUGCAGCAGAUCACUGCCAUAACAGAGUCGGGGGAUGUCUCAGAGACCAGCUUAACUGAUGACCUCCCAGCCACAUUUAUUUUGGAGUGA
Messenger RNA from Osmerus eperlanus (European smelt), 1627 nucleotides. RefSeq names its product opsin 4b (gene opn4b). Gene Ontology annotation, biological process: cellular response to light stimulus; phototransduction; visual perception. The transcript is spliced from 11 exons. The record is from RefSeq and is a predicted model, not a curated record. Lineage: Eukaryota; Metazoa; Chordata; Actinopteri; Osmeriformes; Osmeridae. Bases 119 to 1627 code for a protein of 502 amino acids. Gene Ontology annotation, molecular function: G protein-coupled photoreceptor activity. Gene Ontology annotation, cellular component: plasma membrane.